Messenger RNA from Cydia amplana, 875 nucleotides. Its product is annotated as 18S rRNA aminocarboxypropyltransferase. Bases 80 to 805 code for a protein of 241 amino acids. The record is from RefSeq and is a predicted model, not a curated record. Gene Ontology annotation, biological process: maturation of SSU-rRNA. NCBI's taxonomy places the organism in Eukaryota, Metazoa, Arthropoda, Insecta, Lepidoptera, Tortricidae. Gene Ontology annotation, molecular function: rRNA small subunit aminocarboxypropyltransferase activity. The transcript is spliced from 2 exons.
GUUAAACUAAUUUUCGUUUUGAGUUGUAAACUUAAGUAAAGAUAUUGCAGUGGAGUUAUAGUAAAGUUUUAAAAUCACUAUGGCACCCGGCAAAAACCUCAAAAACCGCAAUAAACGCUCCAACCAACAUACCGAAAGGGACUACGCAGAGAGAUUAAAUGAGCUUACUGUAGCAUCAUCAGAAGAUAGCGAUGACAGCAGCUCUGACGGAGAAGGAACGGAAGCAUCCUUUACAGUAGCGAUGUGGGAUUUAAAUCACUGUGAUCCUAAGAAAUGCUCUGGAAGAAAACUUCUGCGACACAAUAUCAUAAAAAACCUUAAACUCGGCCAACGGUUUCCAGGAUUAGUGCUAUCCCCAGUUGGCACCCAAUGCGUCAGUCCUAAUGACAAGAACAUUAUUGAAAAAUCAGGACUUGCAGUCAUAGACUGUUCGUGGGCUAAAAUUGAUGAAACACCUUUUGGUAGAAUGAAAUCACCUCACCCGAGGCUAUUGCCAUUUUUAGUCGCAGCCAAUCCCAUAAACUAUGGUAAACCUUACCAACUGAGUUGCGUGGAGGCAUUGGCAGCCGCUAUGUAUAUAACGGGGCAUAAAAAGGAGGCGCAGUUCUACCUUUCAAAGUUUUCUUGGGGUCAUUCCUUUUUGGAACUUAAUAAUGAAGCAUUAGAUCUGUAUGCAGCUUGUACAGACAGCAAAAGUGUUCUGGAAGCGCAGGCAAAAUAUCUGGAAUCCGCACAAAAACAGGCAGACACAAGACCCAUGUGGCCGCCCAGUGAUAGUGAUUCAGAGUCAGCGGAGGACAGCUAGGACUUAAAAUGUAUCUCUUAUGAUAUGAUGUAAAUGUGUAUUUUGAUUGUUGAACAAUUAUAUUUAUUGU